AGUCACUCAACAGAUCAACACGCGCGCGCUUCACUGGCUCUCACUUCUGACUGACUGUCAGACACACACACACACACACACACACACACACACGGAACCGCUGUACUGUACCCGUGCCUUCAAUCCCUCACGGACUUAUAAUGAAAAAUUUCGCCAUGAGUGAGGAGACCGUAGUGUGGGUGUAGCUGUUCACUGGAGCAAGAAGCAAGAUAUCACAAGCGACAGCGUCCACACUCCCACAAAGGAGACGAUGGGCGAAGCUGAAGAUGAGAAGAACCAGGCAGGACGUCUGUUUGAGAACUUUGUUCAGGCCGCUGACUGUAAAAGUACCCUACAGGCCUUCAAUAUAAUGUGCAGUUACCUGGAGCUGGACCCUCUGGAGCACAGCACCUUCUACAGCUGUUUGAAGAGCAUGAUGACGUGCUGGAAGGCCAAAGCCCUGUGGAGUAAACUGGACAAAAGAGCCAGCCAAAAAGAGUACAAGAAAGGCAAAGCCUGUGAGGGCAUUAAGUGCUUGAUAAUUGGCGGGGGCCCGUGUGGCGUGCGGACUGCCAUCGAGUUAGCUCUCCUCGGAGCCAAAGUGGUGGUGAUCGAGAAGAGAGAUACAUUCUCCAGGAACAACGUCCUGCAUCUUUGGCCCUACACCAUUCAUGACCUCAGGGGCUUAGGAGCCAAGAAAUUCUAUGGAAAGUUCUGUGCUGGAGCGAUAGACCACAUCAGCAUUCGGCAGCUCCAGCUCAUGCUCCUGAAGAUUGCUCUGCUCCUCGGUGUGGAGUUUCACGUUAAUGUGGAGUUCGUCAAGCUGGUGGAGCCUCCAGAGGACCAGGAGAAUGAGGGGCCGGGCUGGAGGGCAGAGAUCCGGCCCGCGGAUCAUCCCGUGGCCGACUUCGACUUUGAUGUGGUGGUGGGAGCCGAUGGGAGACGAAACUCUUUAGAAGGGUUCAGGAGGAAGGAAUUUCGUGGCAAACUGGCCAUCGCCAUAACGGCAAACUUCAUCAACAGAAACACCACAGCUGAGGCAAAGGUUGAGGAGAUAAGUGGAGUUGCCUUCAUCUUCAACCAGAAAUUCUUUCAAGAUCUCAAACAGGAAACCGGGAUUGAUCUUGAGAACAUCGUUUACUACAAAGACAACACACACUACUUUGUCAUGACAGCUAAGAAGCAGAGCCUGCUGGACAAGGGUGUCAUCGUUCAUGAUUAUAUCGACACUGAGGCGCUGCUGAACAGCGAGAAUGUGAAUCAAGAGGCUUUGCUGGCGUAUGCUCGAGAGGCAGCCGACUACGCCACACACUACCAGCUGCCCACGCUGGACUACGCCAUCAACCACUGCGGGCAGCCUGAUGUGGCCAUGUUUGACUUCACCAGCAUGUACGCCUCAGAGAACGCUGCUCUGGUCAGGGAGAGGUUUGGUCAUAGUGUACUGGUGGCACUAGUGGGAGACAGCCUUCUAGAGCCCUUCUGGCCUAUGGGGACAGGCUGUGCCCGCGGGUUCCUGGCAGCCUUUGACACGGCUUGGAUGGUAAAAAGUUGGGCGCAGGGUAGAAAUCCACUCGAGGUGCUGGCAGAGAGGGAGAGUCUGUACCGAUUGCUACCUCAGACAAAACCUGAAAACAUUGGCAAAAACUUUGAUUUGUACACCAUAGAUCCAGGAACACGCUAUCCAAACCUUAAUUCAAACUGUGUGAGGCCACACCAGGUCCGGAACAACUAUAUCUGUGGAGAGAUGAAGCCGUGCUCUCUGGAACGGGCCGCCACGAUACGCCGUCCUGUCAACUUGGCCAGGCGAGAGUCUGAGAUCAGGCCGAGUCGGUUACUGACGUGGUGUCAGAAGCAGACGCAGGGCUACAGGGGUGUGAAUGUGACUGACCUCACUUCCUGUUGGAGCAGUGGCCUGGCUCUCUGUGCUCUCAUUCAUCACUUCAGACCGCAGAUCAUCGAUUACGACUCUCUGAAUGAGCAAGACUGUGCCAAAAAUCUUCAGCUGGCAUUUGAUGUGUCCGAGAAGGAGUUUGGCAUCAAGCCGUUCAUGACAGGGAAAGAGCUGGCGUCAGGACCGGAGCCGGACAAGACCAGCAUGAGCACAUACCUCUCCAAAUUCUAUGAGCUUUUCCGGGGAACGCCUCUACCUCCUUCAGAUUCAAAGCGAGAUGGUGAUGCAAAUAAGGAAAAAUGUCCUACAGCUUCCAGACCUGUUUACAGAUCCCUGAGUUUACAUCAGCCUCGUAAACGCAUACCCAAGAAUGAACAAAAGUCUGAAGACGAUGAUGCAAUUUACAAGAGAAGAAGGAAAAUCAGUUACUUAGAAGAGACAGCCAAAUCCUUCAAUCAGAGUUCUUCUGUAUCCAGUGAGGGACGGGAACUGAAGGAAAACAAGGUCAAGUUUAUGGCCACUCAACUUCUAGCAAAAUUUGAGGACAGCACAGCAAGCUGUUCUAUUCGCCGGCAGUCUGACUGUAAUGGCGAGAGGCCUCCAAGACCCCCAUCGCUCGAUAUGACUGAUAGCCCCCUCUUUAACAUUAUCAGGAAGAAAGUUCCUCCACCCCCACCCCCUAAAAAACAGUUUCCACCCUCGGCUCCUCUCUUCCCCUCGCUUCAUUCCAGUCCUCUGAAUCCACAGAGGAAACCACUUCACCCGACUCACACACACACUCACACACACUCAGAGGCAGAGAACACAGCCGGCUCAGGCUCGGGUCACUCGGCAGUGCUGGCCAUGACAGCAAUGCUCCAGCGCCUCCAGAGGGUGGAGGAUGAGAUUAGCCAGAGGAAAGCCCAGACUCAAAAGGCCAGGGAGUUUCAUAAAAAAAGCAUAAAGGAGAAGGCUGUGCAUUUGAGCGCUCUGUUCUCUGGCGAGGCCUCCUCUCCGCAUCAGAUGUCUAGACCCAAACCGUUACACAUGCAGGAUUUUAAACAGGAGAUACAGGGAGAAACAGGGAGUCUGUCCCAUCUGUUAAGCAGUGGCAGAACGUCUCAUUUUAGCCAUCGAGACGAAACAGAGAUCCCCCAGUCAAAGGAAAACAGAAAUUUUAAAGUCCAUGAUAAGACCAGUUCUUCCGCUGUCAAUCCUCAUCGUUCUAACUCCAUAAUAUUUCACCCCAUCCCAGAAUGCUCUGCUCCUCUCCAUCUUUCCUUUACCUUCUCCUCUGCUUUCUCAUUAAGCUGUAAAUCAAAACCAGAAAUUAUUUAUGGCAUAAACAUGCAAGGAGAAGCAAAGAAUAUCUCACAAAUGUCUGACACCAGCAGUAGCACAACAUCCUUUACUGUAAGAAAACAAACAGACAUUCUUCAAUCAAAUGGAGACCCAUAUGCUCCCAAACAGCGCACAGUAGGCAGAGUGUCUCUAGUGGGCGCUAGAGGUGACGCUCUGGUUACGCUCUGCGAGAAUGAUCACAGGCCUCAGCCAAGCAGCUCAGGCACUCCGCCUUCCUUAAAAAGAGAAUUUCCUCAGAGUCUGGGUGAUGUGUGUCACGCGUGUAAGAAGCGUGUGUUUGUAGUGGAGAGGCUCAGCGCUGAGGGAUUCCACUUCCACAGGGAAUGCUUCCGCUGCGACACAUGCAGAGCUCCGCUGCGCCAGGGAGGACAUUCCUUCGAUUCGGUGGAAGGAAAGUUGUACUGCAAACUCCACUUUGCUCAACGGAAAUCCUUAGUGACGAAUGGAAGAUCACAAAAUCUCCACACGACAUGUACUAACGGAUCCCCCGACCGCUCUAGCUGGAGUCCAGAGGAACGCGAGACUCAUCUUCAGGCCGAGUCUCCAGGUAUCAUGUCCUCUCUGAGGAGAAGCCUGCGUUGGCCGCUGCACGUGAGCCAGUGUGUGUGUUCUGUGCCCCGUGGUGUGUUUAACUGGCUGCAUGGUAAAGUGUGGGCGGCAGGUGUUCACCUGAUGGAUAACGCUGGGGAUUACGCUUUUCUGUACGAGCUGCUCAGCGUGAGUCUGCCUCUGCUCGCCGUUCUCCACGAACAGCUUGUCCAGAUGUACGCAGAGACCGAACCGCUCGAUCUACAGCCUCUACAGCACUGGCUGGAAGAACACGUGGGCCACUGGGUCUCGGCGUGAGAGAAACGUCAUCAGGCAACGUCGCGUCC
This is a messenger RNA of Rhinichthys klamathensis goyatoka, 4086 nucleotides long. It is a transcript of the gene mical2a, whose product is annotated as microtubule associated monooxygenase, calponin and LIM domain containing 2a. NCBI's taxonomy places the organism in Eukaryota, Metazoa, Chordata, Actinopteri, Cypriniformes, Leuciscidae. The transcript is spliced from 29 exons. Gene Ontology annotation, molecular function: protein binding; FAD binding. The record is from RefSeq and is a predicted model, not a curated record. The coding region runs from base 251 to 4057 and encodes 1268 amino acids.